This is a messenger RNA of Alnus glutinosa, 2059 nucleotides long. RefSeq names its product LEAF RUST 10 DISEASE-RESISTANCE LOCUS RECEPTOR-LIKE PROTEIN KINASE-like 2.1. The record is from RefSeq and is a predicted model, not a curated record. The coding region runs from base 35 to 1957 and encodes 640 amino acids. Gene Ontology annotation, molecular function: protein kinase activity; ATP binding; polysaccharide binding. Lineage: Eukaryota; Viridiplantae; Streptophyta; Magnoliopsida; Fagales; Betulaceae. Gene Ontology annotation, biological process: protein phosphorylation. The transcript has 3 exons.
UCAAUUUGUGUAUCAUCGUUUCAAACAUUUAACAAUGUCACAGCCUCUAAGCUUGCUCCUCCUUAUUCUCUCCCUCUUCUUCCUCCACUCCUUAGCCACCAAUUCUACUUCUUUCUCACCACUAUGCGCCCCGCACCAUUGCGGUGAUGUACUGAUCAGCUACCCCUUUUGGCUGCACGAUGAUAACGCCACUUCCGAUGAAUCAUAUUGUGGCUACAAGGGCUUCGGUCUCACGUGCCCGUCGGUUGGCGAGAAACCUAUACUUGCUUUGCCCGGCAAUACAUACCACGUAAAGGAAAUAGAUUAUACUCAAUACACCCUCACCCUCGUCGACAUCGACACCGCGAACCAAUCGUGUCCGAGGGUGCGUCAAAACGUUACUCUCGGCACGCUGCCAUUGAACUUUUCCGGUGGAGAUCUGAACCUCAGUUUUUACUUUAACUGCAGUUCCUCCUACACAGCACUCGUACCGGUGCCUUACAUAGGAUGCUUGGGGGUAUCAUAUAAUGGGAACCGGUCUUUUGUUUUUGUGGAGGGGGAAGAGACGGCGGCAGGGUUUGAAUGGGCAAGUAUUUGCCAGGAGAAAGUGGUGGCGACUGUGAUGAGGACGGAGAUCGAUCUUGGCAAUCUGACUGGUGGUUUUAUUGGGGCCAUAAAAAAUGGGUUUGGGCUUAAUUGGAAGCCGCUUCAGGAGUGCGGUACCUGUGAGAGCUCCGGUGGGUAUUGUGGGUACAACAGUUCACAGUUCUUGUGCUUAUGCAAGGAUGGCAGCACCAGUGGAGAACGCUGCAAAGGGAGUCGCAGCAAUUUCAAAGUAAAAUUAAUAAUAGGAUUGGUCGCCACAGCUUUAUCUGUUGGAGUUAUGAUGCUUACAUUUUGCUGCUUCAAGAGAAUGCUCUUGUUGUGUAAAAUUAUCUGGAAAAAGGAAAGUGAAACCCACAAGAAUGUCGAGGCCUUUCUAAGGAACAAUGGACCUCUUGCCAUUAGAAGAUACAGUUACUCAGAUAUCAAGAACAUGACCAACUUAUUCAAAAAUAAAUUAGGCGAAGGGGGCUUUGGUGGUGUCUACAAGGGGAAGUUACAAGAUGGUUGUCUUGUGGCAGUGAAGGUUCUAAAAGAAUCAAGAGGUAAUGGAGAGGACUUCAUCAACGAAGUUGCAAGCAUUAGUAGGACAUCACAUGUCAACAUUGUCACUCUUAUGGGCUUUUGUUUUGAGGGUUCUAAAAGAGCUCUCAUCUAUGAAUUUAUGCCUAAUGGAUCUCUCGAGAAGUUCAUAUACAAAGAAAAUCCCUCCAAGGCUGAUUGUCGAUUGGAAUGGGAGACUAUACACAAGAUUGCACUUGGCAUUGCUCGUGGACUAGAGUACUUACAUAGAGGCUGCAACACACGAAUCUUGCAUUUUGAUAUAAAACCUCACAACAUUCUUUUGGAUGAGAACUUCUGCCCAAAAAUUUCUGAUUUUGGCCUUGCAAAAAUAUGCGCUAAAGAAGAGAGUAUCAUAUCUAUGUCGGGUGCAAGAGGAACUCCAGGAUAUGUAGCUCCAGAACUAAUUUGUAGAAAUUUCGGAAGAGUCUCUCACAAGUCAGAUGUUUAUAGCUAUGGAAUGAUGGUUUCAGAAAUGGUCUGGGGGAGAAAGAAUAUUGAAAUCGGGGUUGAUCGCACCAGUGAAUUAUUUUUUCCACAUUGGAUUUACAAGCGUCUUGAACUAGAUGAAGAACUAGGAUUGCAUGGCCUUAUGAAUGAAGAAGAUAAAGAAAGUGCAAAGAAGUUGAUAAUAGUGAGUUUGUGGUGCAUACAGACGGACCCCUCAAACCGACCAUCCAUGAGUAGAGUUGUGGAUAUGUUAAAAGGAAGCCUCGAUUCCUUGCAAAUCCCACCCAAGCCUUUCUUGUCUUCCCCACCAAUAUCACCGGUAGAUCAUUCAACUACAAUGGAGUCAUCACAGAUGAUUCUUUAAUGUACAUACUAAAAUUCAUCCUUUUCUUGAAAGAAUCUAAAAAUGGAUCUUUUCUUUGAACAUAAUUCUUAAUGUUGGAUAAUAACUAAGAACCUUCAUGAA